AUGUCACGGCCAAUUCUGUUGACGCUGGCAGCACUAUUCUGCACUUGCAGCAGUGGGGUCACGGGGGGCAAGAUCUUGGUCUUCCCCAUCGACGGCAGCCACUGGAUCAACAUGAAAGUUUUGAUCGAGGAACUACACACCCGAGGCCAUGACAUUACUGUAGUGCGACCAUCUGACAGCUGGUACAUCCAACCAGAGUCAGACCUCUAUAAGACCAUCACACUACACUCCCAGGGUGGCUUUGACGAACUCAGUUUCGGCUCCUUCGCCAACCGGCUGCUCACUAUGCGGCGGGACGGUGCGUCCCUGUGGAAGCGGCUGGCACUGGAAUAUGAGCUGGUCAACCAGUUCUACAUCCUUAACCAGCAAACAGUGAACAUGAUUUCCAAGGUGUUCGAGGACCAAGAGAUGAUGAGGAACCUACAGGAAGCCAAUUACGAGGUGGUUCUCACCGAUCCAGCGAUUGGGGGUGGUGUCCUUCUUGCUCGCCGUCUGGGUCUCCCUCUGGUAUUGAACGUCCGUUGGACUGUUCAGGGUGAGGCGCAUAUGGCCAUUGCGCCCUCACCCUUGUCUUAUGUCCCCGUCCCGGGAGCCAAUCUGACAGAUAAGAUGACGUUCUGGGAGCGUUUCAAAAAUGUCUUGUAUUUCUUGUUUACACGUUGGCAGGUUUGGUAUGUUUCAGACUCAACUUACAAAUCUUUUGUCCACCGCUAUUUUGGCCCGGACAUUUACUACAUGGAGCUUUUCCAGUCGGCCGACAUCUGGCUGAUGAGAAAUGACUUCACCUUUGAGUUCCCGCGGCCCACCAUGCCCAAUGUGGUCUACAUGUCCGGGUUCCAGUGCAAGCCGGCCCGGCCACUCCCUGCUGACCUGGAGGACUUUGUGCAGAGUUCUGGGGAGCACGGCGUGAUUGUGAUGACUCUGGGAACCCUUGUGGCAGACCUCCCCGAGGAUAUCACCGAUGGAAUUGCCGCUGCCUUCGCCCAGCUACCCCAAAAGGUGAUCUGGAGGCACCGGGGUAAGCGUCCGUCUACCCUGGGAAACAACACGCUUCUCCUUGAAUGGGUUCCACAGAAUGAUCUACUAGGUCACGCUAAAACCAGACUCUUUGUCGCGCACGGCGGCACCAACGGUCUGCAGGAGGCUAUUUACCAUGGCGUCCCACUGGUAGGCCUCCCACUGAUGUUCGACCAGCACGACAACUUCUUCCGGAUGAAGGCCAGGGGGGUUGCCAAGGUGCUCGACAUAGCCACAGUGAACCAGGAGAAUUUUCUGGAAGCCUUACUGGCGGUUCUGCACGAGCCGUCGUAUGCCGACAAGAUGCGGAAGUUGUCAGCGUUGCACCGUGACCAACCGAUCCCACCUCUGCGCCGCGCUGUCUUCUGGAUCGAAUUUGUCAUGAGACACAAGGGGGCCCCGCACCUGAGGACCGAAUCCUACAAGAUGUCAACUGUACAGUACUACAGUCUGGACGUAGCGGCCUUCCUGAUGGCUGUGGCAGUAACAAUUGCUGCUAUCUGCAUUAUGCUGCUAAAGCUUUUGUGGCGAUGUUUGUUUUAUAGAUUCAAGAUGAAGAAAGAAUGA
Molecule: messenger RNA, 1584 nt
Organism: Nerophis lumbriciformis (worm pipefish)
Lineage: Eukaryota; Metazoa; Chordata; Actinopteri; Syngnathiformes; Syngnathidae
Source: RefSeq, a predicted model, not a curated record